AUGUCAUCCCAAAAGAAGCGCCCCUUCUCCUCCACCCUCGACUCCAACCCUUCCCACGCCCCCUACGCCCUCAUCGGCACCCCACUCCCCGCCUACGACCCCGAGGCGCGCGACGACGGCUCCUACGUCCCCAUCUGGAAACAAGAAGUCACCGACGAGCGCGGGCGGAAACGGCUCCAUGGCGCUUUUACCGGCGGCUGGAGCGCGGGGUAUUUCAAUUCGGUUGGUUCAAAGGAGGGAUGGACGCCCUCUACGUUUAUGAGCUCGAGGGGGAAGAAAGGUGGAGAUGAUGAUGCAGGGAAGGAGAAGCCGAAAGGGCAAAGGGUGGAGGAUUUCAUGGAUGAGGAGGAUUUGGCUGAGCGGGCGGAGGGUGAGGUGAUUUCCACACAAGACGGGUUUGCGGGCCUGGGAGGUGGGAGGAGGGCGGGGGCAGAGGGAGGGAUGUUUACUGAUUUGUUUCGCGCAACGGGCGAGACGAUGGGCGUGAAGCUGUUGCAGCGCAUGGGGUGGCGGGCUGGACAGGGCAUUGGGCCGAAGGUGAGGAGGAAGGCGAAGGGGGAUGAGAAGGGGGAGGUGCAUUUGUUUGCGCCGGAGGACUCGAGGAUGAUUGGGUUGGGGAAGAAGAAGGAUCGGAAGGGCCUGGGGUUCGCUGGGGAGGAGAAGCUGGGCAGUGGUGAGGCGGAGGCGAAGGAGGAGGAAGAGGACAGCGAAAGGGACGCAAAGAUGAUGCCUUCGGGCCGCUCGAAGGUGCUUGUCAAGCCGAAGCAAAAGUUGAAGAAGAGUGGGUUCGGUAUGGGCGUGCUGAAUGACACAGGUUCCGACGAUGAAGACGCUUACGAUAUGGGUCCGAAGAUCAGCUACAACCGCAUAAUUGGCGGCGACAAGAAGAAAAAGGGCCUGCUUGCCACCAACGCCAACCCAGCAGUCCAGCAGAAACCGACCUUCGGCGCGUCGAAGAAGCUCACCAAGCAAACCAACUCUCUCGCUGGCUUCCGAAAAUGCCACGACGGUCGCCUGCCACUUGACGGCUUCGUCUUGACAACAGCACCUCUCACCUUACUCCAGGAGAACAAGUACCCUCCUCCCACAGUCCCAGAAGGCUGGCAACCAUCCCGGCUCUCGCAAACCACCUCCAACACAGUCACCUCAAGACCCAACACCUCAACAGACCUCCAAACUCUCGACCCAAAAUCGCGCGCCGCAAUCCUAGGCGAACAACCCCUCCCCGGCAAAUCCAUCUUCUCCUUCCUCACCCCCUCCGCCCGCGACCGUCUCGCCACUGCCACAAAUCGCAAAGACCUCCCUCCAGCACUCAGUGAGAAAGCUCCGCCAGGUUUUGAGCUCAGCGAGGCGGAUCGCCAGAAAUCUCUCUCGGAUCUCGUGCCGGAGCUCGAUAAGGCGACUGCGGCAGCUGCGUUGCAGAGGUUGGAUGGUGAUAGUAGAGGCGGCUGGGCGCCCUACUCGGAAGACGCGGCGAAGCGAGAUCGGUAUCGGUAUUUUCUCUCCCUUCGCGCUGGAACCGAAACGAUACUCCCGCCUCGUCCCGAAAGCAUGGCGCUCGACGACUGGAGUAGAGAGUUGACCGAGUUCAAACGCGCAGCCGAAGUCUUCGGCCCCAUCUCCAGCGCCAUGUCCGGGCGCUUCACUUCCAGCGGCGUCGCAGGCAGUUCGCCCUCGACAGGCCAGGGUGUAGGAGGAGGGAGAGAAGAAGAUCCAGCAGAAAAAGCAGCCAAACUCGGCAUGUUCGGUCCCAUGACACGGAGCACAAUCGACUUCUACCCGACACGCUUACUGUGUAAACGCUUCAACGUCCGGCCUCCAGCACACGUCAGCGGUGAGACGGAUGCGAGCGGAGCCGGCAACGGUGCAGGCGGUAGUAGUGCUGGCAAGAGCAGCAUGCCCGGCCUCGACCGCAUGAUCCGGGACGGGGGCUUCAAAGCGUCUUCUUUCGUGUCCGGCGGGAUGGAAGGUGGAGAGAAGGAGAGAGGAGAGGCGUUGGUGACGAGCGAAGGGUUGAGAGAGUCGAGGGCGAGGAGGGGGGAGGUGGAUGUGGAGAGGAAUGAGGCGUUGGAGGGCAUGAGGGCGGGGGAGGCGGUUUUUAGGGCGGUUUUUGGGGGUGAUGAGGAUGAGGAGGAGGAUCAGUGA
This is a messenger RNA of Saxophila tyrrhenica, 2145 nucleotides long. RefSeq lists its product as uncharacterized. The record is from RefSeq and is a predicted model, not a curated record. Gene Ontology annotation, molecular function: RNA binding. Lineage: Eukaryota; Fungi; Ascomycota; Dothideomycetes; Mycosphaerellales; Extremaceae. Gene Ontology annotation, cellular component: nucleus. Gene Ontology annotation, biological process: mRNA processing. Bases 1 to 2145 code for a protein of 714 amino acids. The transcript has a single exon.